Molecule: messenger RNA, 732 nt
Organism: Serendipita indica DSM 11827
Lineage: Eukaryota; Fungi; Basidiomycota; Agaricomycetes; Sebacinales; Serendipitaceae
Source: the annotation of a GenBank genome assembly
AUGGCCAAGCUAGCCAACGUUUCCAAGGACGACAUGAUCAUCGCUGUCAUGGGAUGUACAGGCUGUGGGAAAACUAACUUCAUCGCAAAGGCCUCUGGCCAUGGAGCACAAUAUGUGAACGCAAACUUGCGGCCACAACCUCCAAAUCUUCGAACCUUUACCACUACCCAUCCAACGACGGGAAGACGCGUCGUCUUUGUCGAUACCCCCGGUUUCGACGACACAACAGUUUCUGAUGCCGAAACUCUCUCUCUUAUCGCUGACUGGCUCAUCCUACUCAAGAAACAGGGAGCCCGCGUCAGUGGUGUCCUCUACCUUCAUCCUAUCACCAAUAAUCGCAUCUCGUACCCAGCACGGGAAAACAUCGAAACUUUCGUUCGACUUUGCGGCACAGAAGCUAUGCCCAAUGUCAUCUUGGUGACAACGAUGUGGGACGAAAUUGCCGACAAGACGAUGGCAAACAACCGCGAGGAGGAAUUGAAGCGGGAUUUCUGGGACCGCAUGCUCAGGGAUGGAGGGGCAGCGAAGAGGUUUAUGAACACCUCUGAAUCCGCUUGGGACGUCUUGAGAGAACUACCAGAGACUCCGGUCUCUCUUCAAAUGGAGUAUGAACUGGAAAAAGGAGGAAACAGAGUUCACAAGACAUCAGCGCACAAACAUCUGAACAGCAGCAUGUCUCGCUGGAUUCACGACGUUAAGAGCGUCCUCUUCAAGAAAAAUACGCUCAGAUAG